GUGCCGCUGUCGUGUGCCAGCAAGCGAGCCCUAAAAAGGGCGGAGGGGCCUUUCGUUUAGCCUUUUGCGUGAGGAUCGAGGGAGGAGGCGUGCCCUAACGCUUUCGUUCUUUGGCUCGUUGCGAUCGGUGGUUUUCUCUCUGUUCCGUUCUUCUUUUUGUCUUCGUUGCUUCGGGCGGGCGUUUCUUUUCGGGGUCGGCCUUGUGGAGCUGAUCGAGACGGAGAAGGUGGGAUGUGAAGAGAUGGAAGGGAGCCUCGGAGAUGGAGGUGGUGGCGCUGUAGGAAAGAAUGGGGAACGAAGCGACGGACGGCCGCCGAACCCUUUCGCUGGAGCGUAUCGGCAGAGCUACGACGUGGCCCUUGGCGGAUCCCCUGGCGUGGCAACUCUCAUUCGCCAUGGCUCUCUUACAAAGACAGAGGGACUGGAUGUUCCUGUGGAGGAUGAGAAAAGCAAUGAAGAUUUUGAAACCGACUUUCUCCCGAUUGUGCGAUCUGGGGCUUGGGCUGAUAUAGGAAUCCGGCCGACAAUGGAGGAUGCCUAUGUUUGCUGUGAUAAUUUCAUACAAGAGUAUGGGCUCAAGAAUUCUGGAGGGCCUAAUGCAUUCUAUGGGGUUUUUGAUGGGCAUGGUGGAAAGCAUGCUGCAGAUUUUGCUUGCAGCAAUUUGCCUAGAUUUCUCUUAGAGGAUGAGGAUUUUCCAGGAGAGAUUGAAAGAGCGGUUGCUUCUGCAUUCUUGCAGACAGAUACUGCUUUUGCAGAGGCCUGCUCUGUCAACUCUUCUCUUGCUUCUGGUACAACCGCACUGGCUGCACUAGUUGUUGGAAGGUCACUGGUGGUCGCUAAUGCCGGAGAUUGCCGUGCCGUUCUUUGCCGCCGUGGAAAGGCCAUCGACAUGUCGCACGACCACAAACCGGAUCGCAGUGAAGAGAGGAAACGGAUUGAAGCUUUGGGGGGAUUCGUCUGUGAUGACUAUCUCAACGGUCUGCUUAACGUGGCCCGUGCCAUCGGGGACUGGCACGUCGACGGGAUGAAGGAUCGGGACGGCUUGGGGCCUCUCAGCGCCGAACCUGAGGUGAUGACAAGGAGGCUAACGGAGGAGGACGAGUUUCUGAUCCUGGGAUGUGAUGGCUUCUGGGAUGUCUUCCGUAGCCAGAACGCCGUGGACUUGGCGCGCCGAAAGCUCCAAGAGCACAACGAUCCGACCACAUGCUGUAAGGAGCUCGUCGACGAAGCGCUGAAGAGGGAGAGCAGCGACAAUCUCGCUGUGGUUUUGGUGUGCUUCCAAACCAAGCCGCCGCCGGUCAUGACUGCUCCGCGGCCUCGAGUUCGGAGGAGUAUAUCGGGAGAGGGGCUUAGGGAGUUGCAGAGCUUUCUAGAUAGACUGGCUGAUGGAGCGUAGGAAGGAUUCAUUGUCGACAACCUUGUGAUCCAAAACCGUAGGGUGGAUUUUAGAUGAGCUCGUGUUUUUGCCUUCCUUUGGUGAGAUUUGUUAUUGGUUGGUUCAACUGUAGCAUAUGCGGUGGCUCAUUGUCUGUCAUCUGCAGUGAGUUUCUUUUAGCCCUCAACUGUAGUAGGCAUAUGGUAUUGGCAUAAGCAUUUAUUAUCUUUAGGUUCAUUGUUAAUUCCAUCCACGGUCACAAUUUAA
Molecule: messenger RNA, 1642 nt
Organism: Musa acuminata subsp. malaccensis (wild Malaysian banana)
Lineage: Eukaryota; Viridiplantae; Streptophyta; Magnoliopsida; Zingiberales; Musaceae
Product: probable protein phosphatase 2C 57
Biological process (GO): protein dephosphorylation
Molecular function (GO): protein serine/threonine phosphatase activity; cation binding
Source: RefSeq, a predicted model, not a curated record